Messenger RNA from Symbiodinium sp. CCMP2592, 4212 nucleotides. The record is from the annotation of a GenBank genome assembly. Lineage: Eukaryota; Dinophyceae; Suessiales; Symbiodiniaceae.
AUGGAGCGGCAACAGCAAGUUGGGGACAAGGAGAGCACCCAGACCGCCUCCCCGAAGCAAGCAUCCGCAGCCGAAGCCCAGAGCCACGCCGAAGCGAAUGGUGCAGAGCAAACAGCCCUAAGCGAUGCCAAGGGACCCCAGAUCAAACCACAAGCUCCAGCCGAGCCCGAGACCCAGAGCCACGCCGAAGCGAGUGGUGCAGAGCAAACAGCCCCAACCGAUGCCAAGGGACCCCAGAUCGAACCACAAGCUCCAGCCGAGCCCGAGACCCAGACCCAAGCCGAAGCGGGUGGUGCAAAGCAAACAGCCCCAACCAAAGCGAAACCGCAGCCGAAACAGCUCCCUCUCUCCAGCAAGGCCCCGCCUGCUAAGCCCAGGAUGCCCAAGGAACAGGACGAUGAGUAUGACCCCGGACAAGAGUCCGUUCCUCCACCCCCACAGGUGAGCAAACAGACCCUCAUGAAAAGGCUGGCACGCCUGUGUGCACCCAGGGAGGAUGGCACAUACAAAAUCCCUAUGGAUGUCAUCGACACCUACCGGAACCUCGGCACUCGUGGUGAAGUCUACCGCAGCUUCGAGAAAUGUGGAUGCGACCCCGUGCUAUUCUCGAAGCGAAUCAACCGCAAGUACGAAGAGAUCAACGAAAAAACAGUGGAAACGGAGUAUGAGUUCCUAACAGAGCAGGAGAUGGAAGACAAGGGAUGGAGUGAGAAAAAGAUCAAAGGUGCCAAGAGGAGCUGUGAGAAACGCCCCGGCUGGAAGAGGAAAUCCGAGUACUGUGAUGAGUGGAUGUACUGGGUGGCUGUGCGAGUGAAGGGGACCAACAAGAAGACCAAACGCCACACGGUGGCAGAGAUCUUGGAGGGCGACGACGGCGAGGCGCCGAUGGAGGAUCCUGAGUCGGCCAUGGACGACUACCCGUUCAAUCUCGAGGGUGACGGGGACAAGGAGAAAGAAGGACCGGGUGAUGGGGAAUCCAGCGGCGAGAGCAGCGACGACGGCGAGGAAGCAGGUCGCAUCUUGAAGAAGCUUAACUUUCCCGAAGUGGGAAAGAAGCCUCAGGAUUCGUGCAUGGCUGUUGCGAGUUGCUUGCAAAAGAGACUUCAGAAGCUGCAGCCUGUGAUGGACAAGCUUGAAGCUGUGCCGAAGCUGACGGACUCGCAAUCGAAGUACAAAGCCUCUGUCAAGACCGUGACGGACAAGCUGGCCGAGCUGGAGGAUGCUUUGAGUACCAUCUACAGCACUGGGAUUGCGGUUGGAUUCUCGAAAGAGGACCAGAAGAAGCUGCGAGGGCAUUUCCAGGCGGCCAAGACCAGGUGUGUGGAGGCCGAGCUGGUCUUUGAACGAUCGAAGAACUUGAAGCCUAAAGACAACGAUUUCUCCAAGGAUGCCACUGCCAAGGACACCAAGCGGAUGGUGCGACAGCUGCAGAAUCCGGGCGAGUCGGAGGCAAAAAGGCGAGAGGCACCGAACGAGGAGAGAGAUUGCCACAGGCUUUUUAAACACUGGGGUUUAUCUUUGCCGGUGCCUGUAUCCGAAAAGACCUUCGCACUGGACGACAACGGGACAGCUGAUACUGCAUACAUACGAGUGCAAGACUGGCUGCAGUAUCUCUUGAAACGAAAUCGUUCAUUGCUCGCUGGGGGCAACGAGUCUUUGGAGUUCCAGCUGGAGGCCUACUGGAUGGCUUACAGACAGACUCACAGCACCCAUCCGGUGUUCGAGCGAGGGCUGGACCUCGGAACCACGAUUCCGUUGGCUUUUUACUCAGAUGAAGGCAAGGGCCCGAAGCGAGGCAACUUCGUGGUGGCCUCCAUCGAAUCGCCGAUAGGUUUAUGGGACGUAGCCGAGGACUUUACUUGCACUUGCAAAGAAGAUGUGCGGAAGGCUCCGCAGCAGUUUGUUCCGGGCCAGCAAGCAGACGGCCCGUACUCGCCGAUGGAGGAGGCCGCCCUGAAGCAAAGCCAUACAAAUAAAGGUCACUCCUACCUGACCAGACAUGUGCUUUUCGGCCUCCCAGACUGGGUCUACAAACACCAUCCAGCGGUUUUGGAACAGUUGACCCAGCAGGUCGCUGACGAGCUCACCAAGCUUUUUUCUUCGGGCCUGGAGGUUGGUGGCAAGGUUUACACGGCCUGCCUUGUUGGGAUCAAGGGCGAUAUGAAACAAAUCGCUGAAAAAAUAGCUUAUCUCAACAGAUACUAUGCUCGCUUGGGCCCUGUGAACUACAACGGUGUCUGUGCACACUGCAUGGCGGGUACAAGUGCGGCUAUUCCUUUUGAUGAGCUGGCUCACGAGCCAUCCUGGGCUUCGACACUUUUCCAGCAGCGACCUUGGGACUCGACACCUGCUAUGUGCACUGUCCCUCACGACAGCGAUGCACCGGAAAGAGUUCUGAAAUAUGACAUGUUCCAUCUUUUCAAAGUUGGGCUUGGGCGAGAUAUUUGUGGCUCCCUGGUUUUGUUGGCUCGCCUUGGAUAUUACGAUGAUCCGAGUGGCAGCGAUGAUACAAAUAUCAAGUCGAGGCUCAACCGCUGCUUCUCCCACUUCAAACUAUGGCGACUGGCAUCCCACAAGACCGCAGCUUUGCGAUACUUUUCGAAGUCGUUGUUCAAUCUGAAACGGUUGAGCGACUUCGCUUGGACGAACUCCAAGGGUUCGGAUACCAUGCUCUUGUUGGAAUAUCUCAGCUUCUAUGUGACGAUCUUGCUGAGAAAACCCAACUUGCCUGCCGCACAUGUUGUUUUGUUUCGUGUGCUGAAGAAGACGAUCCUGGAGUCGCAGAAGGCCUUCACUUUGAUGUACAAACAUGGUUUGUGGCUGAGGAGGGCAUGUGCCCAAAAUCUCUAUUUGAGGUUGAUGUCCGUACUGUCGGGCUACCAGCAUCUGGCUGCACAUGCGGUGACGAUGCAGAUGUCUUUCUUUGCCUUGAAACCCAAAUUCCACGGCAUCCACCAUGUGGCAUAUGAGAUCCGACAAGCAUUGCUGACCAAUGCAAAGCUCAUCCCGAACCCCAUCAUGUGGGGGUGUGAGCAAGGAGAGGACCUUAUCGGUCGAGUCUGUUCCCUAUCGACCAAAGUUGCUGUGAAAACAAUCAGCAAACGGGUGCUGCAGAGACACUUCCUGAAGAAAGAGUGGGAGUGCUUCAAAGUCUACGACUCGAUGGAGUUCGAGGAUGACGAGACCACGACGCAGGAGCACCAAUUCCGGGCCGAGGGAACGCUGGAUGCUGCUACAUCCAAGGUUAGCCAGAUCUCAAGCAAGCUGGCCGAAGCGAGAGUUAUGGCCACCGAGUUGCCCAGUGCCACCCAGCUGUCGGAGAAAAUGAAGGAGGGCUACGAGCAUGAGCUCAAUGAGGGCAAGAAGGUGGUGGAAGAUGCCCGGGCACAGCUGGAGUCAUGGUUUUCCCGCAAGCUUGAGGAUGCUGAGAUUGUGGGUGAGGAGAAAGCCGUGUACGACCAGGUUAUGCGAAGCGUCGAGAGUGCCUUCACGGUGCUAGCCGGCAAGAUCAAAGCUGUGAAAGCUGCAACGGAGACUUCGUUUGUUGGGGCCCGUCAGAUGCUUGAAGCUGUGAACAAGGAGUUCGAGGGCUAUGGACUCGAGCUUGGUGGGGCUGCAGGUGAGUUGAUCAACACUUCGGGGAAGUGGCAGAGCAACGUGCAGCGGGAUAUGCUCCGAAGGUGCAAGGCUUCCCAGGUUCCGGUUUCCUACUUGGAGGUCCCGGUGCUCGCAAAGGGUGUGCUGACGAAGCGGAAGCUUCCUGUGGUGCUUCCACACAAGCUGUUUCCUUGGCUGGUGCGGCAUGGCAUUAUCCCCCUGAGUGAUGCGGAUGAGAAUGCAAAGUUCUGGUCACAUGCUAGAACAAGCGGGAUGCCAACUAUGGGGGCCACCGACCUGCACAUCCCAUUGUAUGUCUGGGGCGAUGAUGCCCGGUUUACCAAAACACACGAGGAUAAACUUGUGGUGGUGGCCUUUGGGAAGCUGCUUGAGAGUUCCAAGAAUGCCCUGCAGACUGUGUGGCCCCUCUUUCUUUAUCAGCAGGUCGUUGAUUCCUUCAACAUUCUCUUCGAGCAGGGUGUCAUGGUGCAGACUCCAAAUGGGGAACACAAGCGUGUGUAUGCUGCUGUGGUCCAGUAUCAAGGGGACUGGAAGUGGCACAAGGCCUGCUAUUCUGAUGGAACCUGUCUAAUGCCAGAGUGCCCUCAAGUCUGA